Molecule: messenger RNA, 4007 nt
Organism: Klebsormidium nitens
Lineage: Eukaryota; Viridiplantae; Streptophyta; Klebsormidiophyceae; Klebsormidiales; Klebsormidiaceae
Source: the annotation of a GenBank genome assembly
AUGAUUCCAGGGGGAGGGGCCAUGCCAGGCCAGGCUGGCUUUGGCCCUGAACUGAGCGAGGCGCAAAAGAUGGCGGCUUUUGCUCCCCUAGACAAGCCUUUGCUCAUUGUUGCUGCAGCGGGCUCAGGCAAAACGUCUGUCCUGUGUCACAGGAUCCUCCACAUGAUUGCCCAGGGCAUCGAACCAGGCAGCGUCUUGGCAGUAACGUUCACACGCCGUGCCGGGCAAGACCUUUUGCGCCGUAUCCGUGCGCUCGCGCAACUGCCCGGCCUGGGCCCUGCGCAUGCAACUGCGUGCGAGCGCGUGCGCGUGGGCACGUUUCACUCGUUCUGCCUCUCGGUCCUGCGCAAGCACCCCGAGAAGGCGGGCCUGGCACGCAACUUUGCCGUGUACACGCCCAAGAUGCAGAGGGACCUUCUGCUGGGGCUGGUGCACGAGUACUACAUUGGCAUGGGCAUGAUCCAGCAACGGCGCCAGGGACGGCCCAUCCCUCAGGAGCUGCACUCGAGCGCCGCGCUGGUGAGGUCUCUGCCGCCCGAGCAGCGAGCCCAGUUCCAAGCAGAAGCUGCCCGCCUACUGCGCAAGAUUAGCCGACUGCAGGCUGACGCGGGCGCGGGGUCGAGCCAGAGCAUCCUGGGAGACGGUACCGACAACGAGAUGUUCUCGUGGAUCUACGACCACUAUAAGCAGCGGCUGCGCGAGGUCAACGGAGUCGACUUCAACGGGUUCAUCAGGCACACCGUGAAGCUGUUCCAGUCCUGCCCGGAGGUACUACAACAGCAGCGGGGCCAGUCAAGAUACGUGCUUGUCGACGAGUUCCAGGACACUGACACGUGUCAGUUCGAGCUGCUCCGCCUGCUGUGCGCGCCCGCGCCCGGCGACUCGGGCCGCGUGACGGUGGUGGGCGACGAUGACCAGCAGAUCUACACAUGGCGGGGCGCCGCGGGCCUGCGCAACUUCGCGGCAUUUGACGAAGCGUUCCCGGAUGCCAAGACAGUGCUGCUAGAACAGAACUUUCGGUGCUCCGCCGCCAUCGUCUCCGCGUCGCGCAUGGUCAUCUCGCGCAACACGCGGCGCCGCGCCAAGUCCAUCCGGCCGGUCGCCCCCUUCGGAGUCGCCGUCACUGUUUCCGAGUGCCGCAACGAGGCGUGCGAGGCGACCGAGGUAGCCGAGGCCAUUCACGAACUGGUCGCCGCGCAAGGCCUUGUUCUGAGCGAGAUCGUCGUGCUUUACCGGCUGCAAAGAGUGGGGCUCGACGUCAUGCAGGGCCUCCGAGCGCGGGGGAUCGCGUGCCACUUCAAAGGGAGCGGGUCCGGUGGGGGUGGGGGAGAGGAGGGGUUUGGGUUUGGCGCGAGCGGGGGUGGGAGUGCUUUCGAGGACGUUUUGGCUGUGUUAGCCUUAGUGGUGAACGAGGGAAACGAUGCGGCGUGCGCGCAGUUACUGCACACGUGCAGCCAACACGUGGCGGCCCCCGACGGCGCGGCACUGGCCUGCGUAAGCCUCCUGAACCACGAGAAGGGGAUCCCCCUGCUGGCCGCAAUCAAAAGCGUGCGCGCGCAUGCGCUCGGAGUCAUGCCGUGCGCAGAGCUGCGGGAGUUCGCGCCGGCCCAAUCGCUGGACGCCACGUCAGCAACCAUCGGCGCCAUGCUGGCGGUGUUGAGGAUCGUAGCGGCCGCGAAGCAGGAGGCGCAGCAACUGGGGUGCAAGGACCUGGUUCUAAACGUACUGAAGCAAGUGGCGCCGUAUCACGGAAGCGAGGCGCAAGAUGGAGAAGAAGUGCCUACACAAGGGACGAGAACAGGGAAAUCGUCGCAGCCUGGAAAGGGAAACGGGGUCAAGGGGAGCUUCGCGUUUGCGGGCAUCAAGGCGCUGAUUCGAGAAGCGGAGCUGUUUGAGGAAGCCGAAUCAAGUCGCGUGCCCGAGACGCCUAGCGCAUUAAAGCCCCCAUUGAGCCAAGCAGAGGGUGCGGCCUUAGACGGAACGUAUACAACCGGCGGAAUGACGUCGGCGAGAAACGUGGGAACGGUUAUUCAGGACGGCAGUCCGCUCCGGCGAGAAGGCGUUUCGUUACGGCCGGAACAGGUGCCAUGUCAGCCCCUGGGUAGGGACAAUGGGGCAGAGGCGAGCACCAGCGGACGGGGCCAGGACCCGCAACUCUCGGGGGGGCAGAAUGGCUGUGUUAAAACACCCCUGCAGGGACGGGAGCAAAGGGAGGGCUGGCUGACACCGCCGCCUAGCAGGGGGCUGAGCAACUUGGAUAACACGCCGUUGAGGAUGGGGUCCCAAGGUUCGGGGCAACAAUCGAGCCAUCUGAGAACGUCGGCAAGCAGAGGGGGUCACACGUCCCCCCGCUUUGCAGGCUGCGGUCCUGCGCGCGAGGGCAGCUACGCGGACCUGAUGGCGAAGCGCGGCCGCCGCAGCACUCCCGCGCAGCUCAGCAGCGCGCUCCGAUCCGUCCCCCCGGUGCCGCGGCCCAAUCUGUGUCUGACACCUGGCACCACUCCGUCCACCGCUCCCCGAGCAGAGUCACCCUUACGCAAUCCCGCCAAGGAAACGUCAGCAACGGGGGUGGAGUCCGGCGGGUUCUCCUUCGCCGUUACUCCGUGCGAGGACAGCCGGAGCCCCACCCUGUUCAAAGCCCCGGGGGCCAGCAGGCCUGCGGAGGGAUCCCCCGCCUCGACCCCUGUCGCCAAUCCCCGGACGCAUCCCCAUCCUAGUUAUGCCCCGAGCUCGCAAUCGGGAAAGACCGCCAAACGAAUCGGCGCAACCGAAGCGGCCAGGAUUGCCCGCUUGCAAAAGUUCGUGGACCGGGUGAUGUUGCGCAGCGAGGAACAGGAACUAGGGGAGGCGGGAGAUUUGGGCGCGGGGCCAGAAGAGAAGGACGGAGAGGAAGAGGAGGCGGUGACUCUGACCACGAUCCAUCAGGCCAAAGGCCUUGAAUGGACCGCCGUGAUCUUGGUCCGUGCCAUCGAGGGCGUCCUACCGCUCUCCGACCAUUCGUACACGUCCGCACGGGAGACUCGGACGGUGGUCGUCAGAGAUCAAGGGCACAUGCCGCCAAGUGCGAGUAACGCUCAGUUGGGCGAUGGGCCGAGCGUUACGGCGGCCGACACCGUGGACAACGUUGCGGCGCUGGGGGCAGUCCGGAGGGAGGGGGGCGACGACGAGCCUGAAGCGUUGGAAGAAGAGCGGCGGCUUCUGUACGUCGCUCUCACGCGAGCCAAACGAUUCUUCAUGGUGACUCACGUGAUGUCCGAUGGCGGCCAGCAGCGGAGUCCCUCGCGCUUCCUGCAGGACAUUCCCAGAGGCCUGACGAGAAGAACACAGCGCUACGAUGUUGGGCCACCCCCCCAGGCGCUUACCCCAAGUCAGUCGCAGGCUGCGGGGCCCAGCCAAAUGGGCCCCGGUCGACCAUCACCGGGCACGUCGAAGCGUGGCGGAAGCUCGCUCGCGAAGACGGGACGGGCUGAGAAGUCGAGGGGCAGGAAAGGGGGCGAUCAAGGUGGCGUCAAAAAAGGCCGGGGGCGGAAAGAAGGGGAAGACAAGGAGAACGCCGGGGAGGGGAAGAAGCGGAACGGGAGGAAACGGAACGCGAAGAAGGUGGUUGACGAGGAAGUGACCGCUGAUUGUGAUGUUGGCACGUCGGAUGCUGAGAAGGAUGCUGAGAUUGACGAGCCGCUAGCGAGGCGAAGGCAGGUGAAGCGACGGCCUUUGCGAGUGGUCGAGGACUGAUUGCAGGGGUGAAGAUGCGAAGGAGGACUGCCCGAUAAGCAGUGAAGUAGCCUAUAGCUUCCCAAACAACUCUUCUUUUUCCAGCUAGACUUACGAUAGGACCUAAUAUUACGUGAUUGGUGAUUUCCUGCGCGAUCGCUCGCCUGUUACAGUCGGAUCGAGCUUGAUUUUUUGUUGAGGAGGCGAACUCGCGUUUCAACCGCUGAAUACACGGAAUCAAGAAGGUGCAAUAUAGGGAAUAGUUGAACAUUUGAAAGAUAUGUAACGCAGGCAUG